Messenger RNA from Nomascus leucogenys (northern white-cheeked gibbon), 2924 nucleotides. Its product is annotated as zinc finger protein with KRAB and SCAN domains 8-like. The transcript has 6 exons. Lineage: Eukaryota; Metazoa; Chordata; Mammalia; Primates; Hylobatidae. The record is from RefSeq and is a predicted model, not a curated record. Bases 840 to 1649 code for a protein of 269 amino acids.
UCCUCGAGAUUUAGUGCAGCAGGAGCCCAGAGUUGGGACUACUUCCCUUUCAGUUACAACCCUGGGUUUUACUGCCGUCUUCAGAGCUUCACUGAGUACCAACUACAAGUGUGCCUCUGGUACCAAUUGGUAUCACUGCCCACCAGAUCUUCAGCUUUUUCAAACAAAAGAGGGAAAUGCAAAUAAUUGGAAAUAAAUGUUUGGUGCUCUAAAUUCAGGAGAGGCUCAUUCCACCACUUAAUUGUGCCCGUGACAUUUCAUUUUGAAUGCAGAAUUUAUUCUCUCUCUACUUCAGCUUGACAAUAAAUGGCUACCCUUCCCUUUAGCAGUCACUUCCAUCCACGCCAGGACCACCUUACAGCAACCUUAAUGCUGUUCUCUCAUGAGCCCUUCCACUAUCCCAAGCAGUGCCUAAAGGCAAUGGGGAAGAUUACCACUGCAGACCUGCUGCCCCAGCAUGUGAUCUGAUAGCCAUUUGCAAAUUAGCUCCUUAUUUAACAUUGCACUUGUUUCCCCCCAUAACCCUUAGUAGUGUAACACCUAUGGCAAUCUUUGCUUUUUCUUUGAGUAAAAUAAUGUUUCUUUUACAGAAGUGUUCCUGAAGACUCUUCAACUACAGGAAAAGCUGCAUGACUGCAUCUUUAGAGGAGUUGGUUUCGCUGGUUCCAAGGAUUCUGUUAAUGAGAAAACUCCACAGGCCAGCAUUCUGUAAGCUUGCUCCAGCAGCCCAGUUGACAGUGGCUGAGGCCAGUUCCUGAUCAUCCUAUCUGAGGAACACCAGGAAUCAAGGCCAGAGGUGUGAACAAGGUGUCAACUCUGAAGGGAAGGUUUUUCUAAGGAUGGACCCACACCAGAAGGUCCCUAGCAUAUAUAAUGGGCAUACUUUACAAACUCCUGAGUAUGAAAAAGUCUCUCAGUAUGAGGACCAAUUAGAAAGGCAUGAGGGUAGGCGCAUGGAAGAAAGACGAUAUAAAUGCAAUGAAUGUGGAAAGAAGUUUGCCCAGAGCUCAGGCCUUGUUCGACAUCAGAGAAUCCACACUGGAGAGAAACCCUAUGAGUGUGAUCACUGUGGAAAAGCCUUUAGCGUGCGCUCAACCCUCACUGUGCAUGAAAGAAUCCACACUGGUGAGAAGCCUUAUGUUUGUAAUGAGUGUAAGAAAGCCUUCAGUGUAAGGGCACACCUGAUUAUACAUCAGAGAAUCCACAAUGGAGAGAAACCCUAUGAAUGUAAUGAGUGUGGCAAAGCAUUUAGUGUGAGCUCAGACCUUAUCAAACAUCAGAGAAUCCAUACUGGUGAGAAACCUUAUGAGUGUGAUGAGUGUGGAAAAGCUUUCAGUGUGAGCUCAGCCCUCAUCAAGCAUCAGAGAAUCCAUACAGGAGAAAAGCCAUAUGAGUGUAAGGAAUGUGGGAAGGCUUUCUAUGUGAACUCAGCACUUAUUAAUCACCAGAGGAUUCACUCUGGAGAAAAGCCCUAUGAGUGUGGAGAGUGUGGAAAAGCAUUCAGCCAGAUCUCAACACUUAUUCAUCACCAGAGAAUCCAUACUGGAGAGAAACCAUAUGAGUGUGAAGAGUGUGGGAAAGCUUUCCGUGGGAGUUCUAACCUUACUAAACACCAGAAAAUACAUGCCAAAGGAAAGUGUCAUCAGUGAUUUAUGGGCAAAUAUAUUCCAAAGGGCUUUUGUUACAUCAGAAGAUACCAUCGAAAGAAGAGUAUGGUUAAAGUUAAUGCCUUAAUUGACACUUCACCCUUGAAAUACUGAAGUGAGAAAUCACUGAAAAGUAACUCCAUCAGCAUUGUUUCUAAGGCUCUAAAGUCACAUCUACUUCUGAGAAUGCAAUUUUGCAACUCAUAAGAAUGGAGGUUUACAGACAGUCAUCUGGGUGGAGGACACCCUUUUGGGAUCAGCACUGAAAGUAAUGCCAUAUCCCAUUCCAAACCAGCACAACUAUAAAUACUAAGCACUGAAGAAGUUGAAGAACAAAGACAUUGAAUAACUUGUCCAAGAUCAUGCAGUUAGGAAAUGGUAGAGCCAGGAAUUGAAACCAGAAGUCUGACUUCACAAUCUUUUCUCUUAACCACAGUGCUGUAUUAUGAGAGUUUUAAUCUGAAGAACAGGAAAAUAAACCCAAAGAAAGCUGAAGGAAGAAAGUACUAAAGAAAAGAGCAGAAAUCAAUGAAAAAGCAAACAUAUAUCCUCACUUAGAGCCUUCAUAUAUAAAGAGUGUGUUUUAGAUGAUGACUCCUGGCCUUAAACAGGAGGCUGUUUCAAAGCAAGACUUUUCCAGAAGAAGUCCAACACAGAGCGAUGUCCAGGGGACUAAAUAGAAACAUUUAUCAGGGACCCAACACUGAACAAGUUCAUGGGCUUCUGAAUAGUUUUCCCAAGUGAAGGGAGAUCCCCUUUGAAGAAGCACAACAGACAUUGCCUAAAGCUAAGGAGAGUAUCACUGAUAAAGGAACCUGAGACAUCUGGGAGAGUUUGCUCUGAAAUUCAGUCCUGCCAAUGCGCUGAGAGUGGGAAACCCUCCUUUCAGUUUGCACAUGAUUUUCAACUUCAGCAACUGUAAUAAAACAAGCAGGCUCUCAAUGUCAAGUUAGUGGACAAGUCGUUUUUAUGAAAAUAUCCCUCCCUAUUUAAAAAAGCCUUAACACACCAGCAGCCCUGAUUUAAACACCAGCAUGUCCAAACUGGAGGAAAGCCCUAUGUGUAUCCUCAACAUGGAAAGACCUUCAGUGUAAACCCAAGUCCCAUGAAACAACAGAAAAGCCAUCCUGGAGAGGACUUGCAUGAGAGUAAAGAAUGUGGCAAAAUCUUCAGACACUGGAUCUUGUCAGACAUCAGAGAGCUCUUGUGGAUAUCUACAGUGUGGAAAGCCUUCUGUGCGAACUCAGUAUUAUUGAACAUAAGUAAAUUCAUUUUGGA